Messenger RNA from Callorhinchus milii (elephant shark), 2402 nucleotides. RefSeq names its product SLU7 homolog, splicing factor (gene slu7). Gene Ontology annotation, biological process: mRNA splicing, via spliceosome. The transcript has 16 exons. Gene Ontology annotation, molecular function: pre-mRNA 3'-splice site binding. Lineage: Eukaryota; Metazoa; Chordata; Chondrichthyes; Chimaeriformes; Callorhinchidae. Gene Ontology annotation, cellular component: spliceosomal complex. Bases 184 to 1953 code for a protein of 589 amino acids. The record is from RefSeq and is a predicted model, not a curated record.
UCUCGCGCGGCCCUUGUUUACGUUGGCGGCGGCGCGAGCAGAUUCCGUUGGUUCUCGACAGCAGCGGCGGCGGCCGGAGAGAGAGAGAGGGAGAGAGAGAGCGCGCGCGCGCGAGGCAGGAGGAGGAGAGCAGAGCUGGUGACACAGAGGCUAUUAAAAUCAGAGUCCUGAGGAGAGAGCAUCAUGGCAUCUGGAACAAUGCAAGUUGCAACCUCUGCAACCUCCGAGGUGUCUGGUGGGGUGAUGGGCCUUGAUGAGCCAAAAAAGAUGACCAGGGAGGAUUGGAGAAAGAAGAAAGAGUUAGAAGAGCAGAGAAAGCUUGGUAACGCUCCAGCAGAAGUUGAUGAAGAGGGAAAAGAUAUCAAUCCCCACAUUCCUCAAUAUAUUUCAUCGGUUCCAUGGUAUAUAGAUCCCUCCAAAAGACCAACACUCAAACAUCAACGGCCACAGUUUGAGCAGCAGCAACAGUUCAGUUCUAUUGGAGACUGGUUCAAGAAGGGAGUAAAGCAGGGUGCUGUUUUAACCAAAUACCGGCGAGGUGCAUGUGAAAACUGUGGAGCUUUAACACACAUCAGGAAGGACUGUGUGGAAAGACCCAGAAAAGUGGGAGCAAAGUUUACUGGCAGCAACAUUGCUCCAGAUGAGCACAUACAAUCAACGUUUCUUUUUGACUACGAUGGAAAGCGAGAUCGUUGGAAUGGAUACGAUGCAGAGGAGCAUAUGAGGAUUGUGGAGGAAUAUGCAAAAGUUGACUUGGCAAAACGUACACUGAAAGCUCAGAAACUGCAGGAAGAACUGGCCUCUGGAAAGCUGAUGGACCAUGUGGUGAACUCCUCAAGACGUCAAUGGGGAGAAGAAGACCAUAAUUCUCCAACAGAUAAAGACAAUAACAGUGAAGAUGAAGAUGAGGAUAAGUACGCUGAUGAUGUCGAUAUGCCGGGACAGAACUUUGACUCCAAAAGAAGAAUUACUGUCAGAAACCUCCGUAUCCGUGAGGACAUUGCUAAAUACCUCAGAAACCUGGAUCCAAACUCUGCAUAUUAUGAUCCAAAGACCAGAGCCAUGAGGGAGAACCCAUAUUCCAACACUGGCAGGCACCCAGACGAGGUUGGCUACGCAGGAGAUAACUUUGUACGUUAUUCGGGUGACACUGUCAGAAUGGCACAGACACAAUUAUUUGCGUGGGAGGCCUAUGAGAAAGGUUCCGAAGUGCACCUCCAAGCUGAUCCUACCAAGCUCGAAGUCCUUCACCAAUCCUUUAAGGUUAAGAAAGAAGAAUUUGAGAAACAGCAGAAAGGAAGCAUAUUGGAGAAGUAUGGAGGUCAGGAACACUUGGAUGCACCACCUCGUGAGCUCCUCUUAGCCCAGACUGAAGAUUAUGUGGAGUAUUCAAGGCAUGGUGCUGUGAUAAAGGGCCAGGAGAGAGCUGUUGUACAGUCCAAGUAUGAAGAGGAUGCCCUGAUAAAUAAUCACACAAGUGUUUGGGGCUCCUACUGGAAAGAAGGAAGAUGGGGCUACAAGUGUUGCUACUCGUGUGUGAAAAUGUCGUACUGUACUGGAGAAGCAGGAAAGAAUACAGUUGAGGGUCCUCAGUGUCCCCUUGAAAUUCCGGAAAUAGAUGAACAAGAAUUGCAGAGCGUGCCCAAAACACUUGUGGAGAUGCACAAAGAAAAGCAAAAGGAAGAAAGGAAGAAAAAAAAGAAGAAACAUAGGAAGAGUCACAGCUCAGAUAGUGAAGCUGAUGACGCAAAGAAGAAAGAAAAACUGAAAAAGGCACUGAUUGCUGAAGAGGCUCGUCUGAAACAAGUUGAACAAACUUUACAGUUGGACGAGCGGAAGAGGGCUUACAACACCAUAUAUGAAACUAAGGAACCAACAGAGGAAGAAAUGGAGGCGUUCAGAAUGAAGCGCCAGCGACCCGAAGAUCCUAUGGCCUCUUUCCUUGGGCAGUAAUGAACAGCCUUUUUUUCCCAAACCUAAAAAGAAUAUAUUGCGUGAAAACGUGAUUUCUAAACUUCUGGAGAAUCCUGUAUUUGUCUAUUCCUGAAAAUAGCUCGAUCUCUCAGUUCUUGACUUCUUUUACACCCACAAAAUAUAGUCAAUUCACUUUACUGUGUAUAUUUUGUGAAGCGCUUUUGAGACGUCUCAAAGACAUGAUAAGGCGCUAUAUCAAAUGGAAUUAUUAUCAUUGUCUUCUAAACUUGGAAAUUGUUUUGCAUCCAAUGAAUUUAGAUUACUUUUGAAAGGCUUUAUGAAUGUCAUGUUGGAUGAUGCCUCAACUCUCAACUAGAUUUUUUUCAUCAUGUCUAUAUGAACAAGAGUUCUGUGAUCUGUAAAGUAUUUUAAGUUUCUAACUUCCUGCUUUAUUUUGUCAAAAGUAAAUAAAAUUUAAAAUGUUUAUA